This is a messenger RNA of Hirsutella rhossiliensis, 3675 nucleotides long. Its product is annotated as corA-like mg2+ transporter protein. Bases 1 to 3675 code for a protein of 1224 amino acids. The transcript has 9 exons. NCBI's taxonomy places the organism in Eukaryota, Fungi, Ascomycota, Sordariomycetes, Hypocreales, Ophiocordycipitaceae. Gene Ontology annotation, cellular component: membrane. Gene Ontology annotation, biological process: transmembrane transport; metal ion transport. The record is from RefSeq and is a predicted model, not a curated record. Gene Ontology annotation, molecular function: metal ion transmembrane transporter activity.
AUGUGGCACAAUGCGUCCUCCUACCAGGAGCCGCGCGUGCGCUUCGCGGGGUCUCGCAGUGGCAGACAGCGUCAUGAUGGCCCAUAUGACGGCGCGGCUGCGAGGCCGUGGCGCUCGUACACGGAUGACGAUUUCGAGUACCGCCUGCCGCUGCCGCCGCCGCCGCCGCCGGCGAGGCCCGUCCCAGUCCGGGUCUACGGCCGUUCCGGGGAGCGGCAGCAGCGCCGACAGCAGCAGCAGCAGCAGCAGCAGCAGCAGCAGCGGCCGGUGGGAUACCGCGAGUCCGUGGCCGUAUACCCUUCCAGGCUCCGCAUGGCGCGGCCCUUCGGGCUGGAGGAGUCCUUUGGCCGAGAAGAGGUCUCCUUUGCCGAGCCGCCACCGCCUGCUGCUGCUCCGACGAUGCGCGUCUUUGAUGCGGAGCAGCCGCCGCCGUCGGAGCGCAGGUUUGCCACGACAGCCUAUGACGAUGCACAGCAGGACGAAGAUGGACAGUAUCUCUUUGAUCUGCCGGCGGGACCUGAUGUGAGCGACGGCGACAGCAAGCCCGGCCGCGGCGAUGGCGUAGGCGAAUUCGGCUGGUCCGAGGGCUCCAUGGCCUCGUCGCUGCGGCCGGCGAGCCAGGCGGGCGACGACGACAUCGACGUGCUCGACGGCUUCGACUUUGUGUUUCCGCGCGCCAAGUCGUCGUCGCUGUCGUCGUCGUCCAAGGACAGGGAGCUGGCCGAGCUGCUCGACUCGGCGGCGGGCGCGGCCGAGACUGAGCCCUCGCUGCGAGACGACGCCGCCCGGCCGCCCUCGGCGUCCAGCGCCACGCGCGCCUUUUCGUCCACGUACACCGGCGACGCCGAGCUCGGGGGCGUGCACGGCGCGACGCUGACGGUGCUUCACGACCCCAAGGGACGGAGUCGGCCGCUGUACCACUGGCUCCACAUCCAACAGGACGUGAUGAACUUUGACGAGUUCUGGGCGGAAAUACCAUGCCAAGUGCGCCUCUCAGAAGCUGAAAUGGCAGCCACGGCAAAGCUGCGAGCCGAGGUCAAGCGACACGCCGUCAAGUCGCGGCAGAACUCCAAGGGAGACCACGUCGGCUACAUGGACCCGCGGUAUUUCCAAGUGCCCCUCCAGGACGACGCCGCCAAGAAGAAGCAGCAGCAGCAGCAGCAGCAGCAGCUGUUCGCGUCGUGGUCGUCGCCGGCCGUCGCCGCGGCAGCGCCCUGCGGAGUCGCCGCGGCGCGCUGGAUCUGCCUCCCCUACUUCUCGCUCCAGCGCUGCGCGGGCCUGCUGCUGGCGUCGAGCCUGGCGUCGUUCCCGCCGCUGACGCUGCUGCAGUCGCACUACUCGCGCACGCCCCAGCAGAGGGACCUGGGGCAGGCCGUCUGCGAGCUGGGCGCGGCGCCGCGGGGGGAUUGCUUCCAUGUGGCCCAGCUGUGGUGCCUGGUGCUCGAUAACACGCUGCUCGUCACUUGCGGCUCCAUGGCGCAGUCGAGUCUGUACGGCGACUUUCUCAAGGUGGUUUCGCAGCCGUCCAAGGCGCAGUCGAGCACAGCAGAGGCCAGCGGGCGGAUUCUCGUCUCGUACGGCGGCGCUGUGACGUGGGCUCUCGACGUGCAGGACUGCCCGACUUGGUUUUCGUUUCUGUCACGCUUCGGGGCAUAUUGGCCCAAGAGCUUCGAGUUUACAUGGCACGAUCGAGUCGUGACCCCGGACAGCUGGCCCAAGAUCUUGAAAGUGGCCUCGCGCCCUCAGGGGAGCGUCGCGCUGAGCCUGAGAGUCAUCCCGCAGCCAGAACCCCCCAAGGCGACCCUGAAACCCGAAGACGCACCCCAAGCCGCCGCGAAGGACGUCCAAGACGACGCCGCCGGGCAAGCCCCAGAGUACCUGCACGUCUUGACCCUCCGCCCAGCCGACUCGACACCGCCGGCGGACCCGGGGGCGGCCUCUUCGGCAGCCGAGCUCGAGGCGCUCAACAAGCAGCUCGAGGCCGCCGAGAGGUUUCUCCUGGGCAAGACGUCGUACGCGCAGCAGAGAGCGUACAGGAGCUGCCGCGGCGCGACGCGCGCAGACGUGCGGGCCUACCUCGCCGACCGAGGCGACGAGGUCGAAGCCAAGGCCAGCGACUCGAUGCGGCGCGCGUACGAGGAGCGGGUCAACAUCUUCCAUGCCGCCGAUGCGCUGUUCCAGCUCUUCUUCCCCAGGGGCUUCGACGGCCCGACCACCAGCCAGUACUGGGCGUCGGUCAAGUCGCUCGUCCUGAUGCCCCCCCCUGACAACGACGGCGAUGCGCACUCGCCCGGCGACCCCGAGGUCUUGCGAGAUCUACGGCUGCAGCUGCGGGCCAUGUCACAAGACAUCCAGGCCUUCCAGAGCAUCGUGGCCUACGCCGACGACAAGAACAGGGCCGCCAUCGACCUGCCUCGGCCGUUUGUCAAGGCAUGGCUGCAUGUGGUGUCGAGCAUGAUCAAGGUCGGCGCAUCCACAGGCCAGGGCAGUUGGUCGGCGCACAUGGCCAAGGCCAAGGCCUUCAUCGAGGACGGCGUACGGAGCGUCCUCCAGGGCAUCUCGAGCCGCAGCCUUGUGGAGGACCUGGCCGUCCUGCCCAUGGAGGUCAUGUCGCUGAUCGCCAUGGACCUGCUGCAGGACCAGGUGGGCAAGGCCGACGACAUAGCCGAGACGUAUUCGCAGUAUCUCAGCUCACUGGAUACCGACAUCACCACCAAGCCGUCGGACCGCUCGUAUCAACACCGCGUCGAACUAGUCCAGCAGGAAAUGUCGGCCAUCAAGAAGACGCUCGCGAGACAGCGCCACAUCCUCGGCGGCAUCAGGAGCAACCUCUCGGCCGCGACCGGCUCGGAUGCCGUCGUCGUCUACGACGUUGGCCCCGGCCACAGGCGGAGCAGGAGAGAAGCCACGCCGGGAUGGGACCAGCCUCCCGCUUACGGGGAAACAGCCGCCAACCACUACGCGUCGUACCAGGAGCCCGUGACCCGGAGAGCCGAGUACUUUGAGGCGGGCUUGGACGCGCACGCGGCGGAGAAACUCCAGGCGGCCUCCAAGCUGUCGCCCACCGACGGCCUCGGCUUCCGCGGCCUCUUUCUCACCGAAUGCGCCCGCAUCGUCGAGCAGCGUGAGUUCGACUUUCGCCGUCACACCGAGUUCGCCGAAGACCUGGAGCGUGCCGCCGCGUACAAGAUGGGCUGGACCAAGGACCGGCAGGAAAACGCAAUCUACGCCUUUACCAUUGUCACAAUCAUCUUCCUGCCCAUCAGUGCCACCUCCAGCAUCUUUGGCAUGAACACGAGCGACGUCCGCAACAUGGUCUCUGGCCAGUGGUUGUACUGGGCCGUCACCGUGCCCGUCACCCUCAUGGUCAUUCUCAUCGGCCUCUGGUGGAUGAACGAGCUGGGCAACGUGAUACAGUGGAUCAUGGGCAAGCGGCCAGACCGCGCGCCGGGCGCUGGCAAUACCGUCCGGUGGGUCUCGCAGAUGCCCGGGACCACCUACAUGGCCUCGGCGCCGCCGCAGUUGGACCCGGAGACAGCUCCCGCAGUGCCGUAUGCGGGCGAGGUUCAGGGAGAUCCUGUUUCUGCGCGGUGGCGUCGAUACUCGGAAGACCUCCAGCCUGUUGCUGCAGCACCCCAACUCCGCCGGCGCCCACAGACCAUGUACGUAUACUAG